AUGGCGGACUCGUUACCGAAGACCUUCAAGGCCGGCGUCCUGACGGGGAAAAAUAUACCCAUCGAAUUCCAGGAUAGAGAGCUAAAGCUCCCGGGUCCUGGUCAGGUCCUCGUCAAAAUACUUGCCUGCGGAGUGUGUUUCUCGGACGUAUGUGCGCAACGUGGCGAGUAUGGCGACGAUGUAUACCCACGCGUCCCGGGACAUGAACUCGUUGGCGAUGUUGUUGCUAUCGGUAGCAACGUGACGAGGUUUAAGGGUGGUGAACGAGUAGGCGGGCCGUGGCAUGGAGGCCACGACUGGACAUGUCGUCAGUGCGCACGCGGUCAAUUCCAAAUGUGUGAUAACCAGGAAGUCAACGGCGUUAGCCGGGACGGUGGAUAUGCCGAGUACACACUCCUCCGAGAAGAAGCUGUCGUACGCGUGCCUUCAGAAGUAGAUCCAGCAGAAACCGCACCAUUACUAUGCGCCGGCGUCACCGUGUUUAACUCGAUGCGUAAGAUGCACGUAGAACAGGGAAAUAUGGUAGCGGUCCAGGGCGUCGGCGGCCUAGGGCACUUAGCCGUGCAGUACGCGAACAAGAUGGGAUACCACGUCGUAGCCAUCAGCUCCGGCGACUCGAAGCGCAAGUUCGCCGAACAGCUCGGGGCGCAUGGCUACAUCGAUGCAAGCAAAGAAGACCCAGUCAAGGCCCUGCAAGCAUUAGGGGGUGCAGCGAUGAUCGUGUCCACAGCACCGAAUGCAGCUGCUAUUAGUCCAUUAGUCGGCGGGCUGCAGGCUGGAGGGAAAUUACUGGUGUUGGGCCCGCCGCACGAUCCCGUCCCGUUCGAUACGCUGCUGAUGAAUAUCAAGAGCUUAUCCGUGCACGGCUGGUCAAACGGACACGCGCUGGAUUCCGAGGAGGCGAUUAAGUUCUCGGUUGAUCACGGCGUGAAAUGCUGGGUUGAGAAGUAUCCGCUUGCGGACGCGGCGAAGGCGAUGGAGUCGUGUGCGGCGAAUAAAGCCCGCUUUAGGGGUGUAUUGCUUCCAUAA
Messenger RNA from Daldinia childiae, 1029 nucleotides. RefSeq names its product alcohol dehydrogenase. Lineage: Eukaryota; Fungi; Ascomycota; Sordariomycetes; Xylariales; Hypoxylaceae. The coding region runs from base 1 to 1029 and encodes 342 amino acids. Gene Ontology annotation, molecular function: zinc ion binding; oxidoreductase activity. The transcript is spliced from 2 exons. The record is from RefSeq and is a predicted model, not a curated record.